AAUUAUCCAACCAUGGUGGCGGUGGUUCUUUCUCCGUCAGUGACAGAGGAUCUCACUGUCACGAAGACAUGCAAACCCAAUAACAGCAGUUACUUCACCGCUAUCCCAGUGAUAGAUCUUCAAGACCCAAAUGCCAAAACCCUCAUAGUGAACGCCUGCCAAGAAUUCGGCUUCUUCAAGGUGGUGAACCAUGGCGUCCCAGUUAAGCUCAUAUCAGAAUUGGAGAGCCUAGCUAUACAAUUCUUCAACUUUUCCCAGUUACAGAAAGACAGAGCAGGCCCUCCCAACCCUUCCGGGUACGGGAACAAGAAAAUCGGACCAAAUGGAGAUGUGGGUUGGAUUGAAUACCUCCUUUUGAAAGCAACCCACGAUUCAGUCUCCCAGAUUUCCUCGUCCAUUUUCCCAGAAAACCCAGAUGUUUUCAGGUGCGCUCUGACUGAAUACAUAAAGGAAGUGAAGGAAAUGGUAUGCCGGGUGCUAGAAAUGGCGGUGGAAGGUCUGGGGAUAUCAGAUAAAGAAGAGAUAAGCAAGCUAUUGAGAGACGAGAAUAGUGACUGUAUGUUUAGAUUGAACCAUUACCUGCCAUACACGCCGGAGCUUCUCCAGACGGCGGCGAUGAGGAACAUAAAUUUGAAUUUGAUAGGAUUUGGAGAACACACAGACCCGCAGAUAAUGUCUGCAGUUAGAUCAAACAACACCCCAGGGUUACAAUUCUCACUAAAAGAUGGAACAUGGGUCUCCGUCCCACCUGAUCCCACCUCCUUCUUCCUUAACGUUGGCGACACACUUCAGGUGAUGACUAAUGGGAGGUUUAAAAGUGUAAGACACAGGGUUUAUGUUGUUGAUAAUGUUAGAUCAAGAAUGUCAAUGAUCUUCUUCGGAGGGCCGCCGAUGGGUCAUAAAAUUGCGGCUUUGCCAUCAAUGAUAAGGGAAGAACAAGGGGAGGAGAGCUUGUAUAAGGACUUCACCUGGUCUGAAUACAAGCACUCUGCUUACAAGACAAGGUUGGCUGAUAAUAGGCUCUCCUUUUUCCUUAAAAAUGCACCAUAAUAUCUUUCUCAUUCAAUCCAUCCAUAUCAUCUGUCUGAAUGUGUUUUAUAUAUAAAAAGAGACUCAUAACUCAGUGAUAAGCUCAAAUGCUCAAUGGAUCAGGUGAUGUAACUCACAUUGUGAUGAUCCUCUUAUAUAUAUAAUUGCAUCCUCCUAGCUUCUACUAUUAUUUUCUUCUAACUAUUAAUAUAAUAUGAUGUAUUUAUUCUAUCCUAACUAGUAAAUCUUCAUGAAAGAAGUUAUUAGUU
Messenger RNA from Impatiens glandulifera, 1298 nucleotides. RefSeq names its product gibberellin 2-beta-dioxygenase-like. Lineage: Eukaryota; Viridiplantae; Streptophyta; Magnoliopsida; Ericales; Balsaminaceae. The record is from RefSeq and is a predicted model, not a curated record. Gene Ontology annotation, biological process: gibberellin catabolic process; response to light stimulus. The transcript is spliced from 3 exons. The coding region runs from base 13 to 1050 and encodes 345 amino acids.